Molecule: messenger RNA, 756 nt
Organism: Darwinula stevensoni
Lineage: Eukaryota; Metazoa; Arthropoda; Ostracoda; Podocopida; Darwinulidae
Source: the annotation of a GenBank genome assembly
AUGUUCGCCCAACCCAAGAGGGAAGUGCUGAAACCACCCCAAGGGGAAGAGCUUCUCCCAAAUAGAAGCAAGGAGGGGACGGGGAAAACCCAUGCGGAAGGAGGGAAGGAGAAUGCUCAACCCAAAGAAGGGAAAGAAGGAGCCCAGUCCAAAGCAGGGAAAGAGGUAGCCCAGUCCAAAGAGGGGAAAGGGAAUGCUCAACACAAAGGAGGGAAAGACAGUGCCCAGCCAAAAAAAGAGAAAUUGAAUGCCCAACCCAAAGCAGGGAAAGAGAAUGCUCAACUCAAAGGAGGGAAGGAGAAUGCUCAAUCCAAAGGAGGGAAGGAGAAUGUGCCGCCGGGGGAGGAUGGCCAGCAGGACCUAGCGAGGCCAGAUUCCAGUCAGAAGAAUAAAAAAAAGCCAAAGAAGAAAGUAAAAGGCAAGGAAAACCCACUGACUACUGGACCAAACCCGACCACAAACUAUGAAGACCCUCAGGCUGGUGAAGGGGCAGAGACCAAAUCCGGGCCGAAGCCUUCUCGGAGGAGGAAAGAGAAGGCUGGUGGAGGCCAGGACCCUAAGGGUCGGCGGAACGGGAAAAAACUGACUCCAUAUCAAGGGAAAUGGCGUGGUUUUGGGCUGUAUUAUUGCUCGAAAUGCACCUGGGAAUGGAGAAGUGCGUACAGCUGGGCCAAUAUGGGGCAAGGUUGCACUAACUGCCUCACCUACGUCUAUCCUUACCGACAGGUGCAUUACUCGCUGGAAUUUACUACUUGA